UCCCUAACUUCCACCGAUGAGGCGACAAGUGAAGAUUGAAAAACAACGUCAGAGACUCAGAAGUGUAGAACCGCAAAAGCUACAAUCGUGCUGACUGGUGAUUGGUGAGGGUGAUGCGGACUAAGCUGUGAACGACGAAGCUGUGAACAAGAAGCCUUCGAGCUACAGCUGCGAACGAGUGAAUAAGAACGGCAGACCCCAGAAGACUUCGAGCUGGUAACUAGAUUGCUAAUGGAAUCUGAAUCACCUCACUCGCUGCCCAGUCCACCUGAAUCACCGGCCACGCUUGAAUCUGAAACAGAGAAUGGUACUUCUAGCUGGAAGCGAACAAGAGAGUGUUUAAUAGAAAAGCCUCAUGUAGCACCUAAAACGAGGAGUAUUUAUUGGUACCAUUGUGUCAAAGGUUCGAGGAAGUUGGUAGAUGGGAGCACUCAAAGUAUUGGAAUAUGCAAUCACUGUAACGUUGAGAUUCCAACCGUACAGGGAAGCACUAGUGGUUUAAAGAAUCACUUAGUCAAGAGAUGCAAACUAAGUCCUCUAUAUGAAGGAGGGAGUGACAAAAGUCAAUCUGUGCUCACGAAUGAGAUGAUGGGACGGGUAUUUGAUUUAUAUGAAGUUGGCUUGCGUCAGGCUUUCCAGACACCCAAUCUUGUGAAGGAGUUAAAUAUGAAGGUUGGUAAGUUGUCUACUGGUGAUUCUCUAGAUAUGGCACCUGCUGAUGAAUCAUCCAUCAUUAAGAAUGGGGCGUCCCUUAAAGACAUGGAGGAAUGGAGGAGAAAUGGAGGAGUGAAGCUUUAGCCACUUAUCUUUUGGAGGUGCAACAAGCGUUCAAAGAUGUGUUAUUACAAACAUUAAUUAUCACUCAUUUAUGUUGGAUAAUUUUUCUAAUUUUCAUUAUGGAUGGUGUUGAGACUUGAGAUAUUAGAGCAUCAUUUUAGUAUUUUCUACUUCGGAUUAAAUAUUGUGUUUUACUUUUGGUAUAAGUUUAUGUAAUUGAUGUCGUUUGCAAGUUUUGAUAUAUCCAAAAUCAGUUUUUUUGAAUGUUCGGUAGGACCCUUAUGUCGAUGCUUUAUACAGAAUUGUCAUGGAA
This is a messenger RNA of Cuscuta europaea, 1090 nucleotides long. The record is from the annotation of a GenBank genome assembly. NCBI's taxonomy places the organism in Eukaryota, Viridiplantae, Streptophyta, Magnoliopsida, Solanales, Convolvulaceae.